CUUGGUUACAUAUCAUCUUCCAAGUGUCUGGGUUAAAGUAUGAUAACGAGGCCUUGGAUCUUCAAGAUGGCGAAUCCUGCGCUGUUAUGGCUGAUUCUGUUAUUCAUGGGUACCGUUCUGUGUGCUAUUGAUAGACAAGGGGUUGUUUCACGGUACAAUAUUGUGCGCACAGCUCUUAUCGACAACAAUAUUACACCUCUUCAAGUUGGGAACGGGAAUUUCGCCUUCAAUGUCGACAACACGGGGAUGCAAACUUUUCUUCCCUUUAACACACUCUCCAGUUGGACCUGGCAUAACGACUCUUUACCAAGCAACGGAGAGGACAUCAGUGAUUAUCAUGGCGUUUCGGUUUUGACACAUGGGAGAAACGUUUCAUACGACCUUCCGGAUUCUCAUUUACCAGAAGCAAGUCACUGGAUCAUCAGCAAUCCGAACCGCAUCAAUCUUGGCCGCGUGGGCCUGAGAUACAAUGGCUCUACGCUAUCAGCAGGUCAAAUCUCAGAUCCUGUGCAGGAACUCGACGUCUGGAAUGGCGUGAUAACAUCUACCUUCACGGUCGAUGACGAAGCUGUCAAGGUUAUCACACAAGGGGACUUUGAGAGUGAUUCGGUUGCGAUUCGUAUCGAAUCACAACUCAUCGCCUCGGGACUUCUGGAAGUUGAGCUCGACUUUCCGUUCCCGCCGAUCCACAGCACAAAGUACAAAUAUGAAGUUUUUGUGGGAGUCUAUGACUUUCCGCUAAAUCACACCACAGAGAUUAUUGGAUCUGAGGAUGCUAGUGAAGCACAUAUACAACAUAAACUACAAGAGACUAGAUACUUCGUAAACCUUCGCUGGGCAAGCCAAGCACCGCUUACACUCUCUAGGGACGAACCGCGAGGUUCGGCUGCGAUUACCGCGCACCGUUACACCCUUUCUACAGCACGGAAUCUCACAGAUGGAAUCCUUGAGUUCUCGGCGAACUUCUCUCCCGGAAAGCAAAAGGCUGAAUUGCCAGCUGCGAUUCGUAGCCGAAACGUAGAGGGAUGGAAUAACUACUGGAGCCACGGCGGGUUCGUAGACGUCACAUCGUCUCCUAACCCCAGGGCCGACGAGCUACAGCGCCGGAUCAUUCUGUCGCAGUACCAUGUACGUGUUAACAGCGCGGCGACCGGACAAUCACCGCAGGAGAGCGGCUUGAUGAACAACGGUUGGUAUGGCAAAUUUCACAUGGAACAAGUGCUCUGGCAUAAUGCCCACUGGUGCACCUGGGGUCGAGAAGAACACUUCGACAACGUGUUCCCGGAACUCUAUGAGACAUUAUUGCCUUCUUCUAUAGCAAGAGCCGAGGCUAUGGGCUGGAACGGGGCUAGGUGGCCGAAGAUGACGGAUAUCAACACAGGAAGAAGCUCGCCUGGAGGAAUCAACGGUUAUCUCUUGUGGCAGCAGCCUCACCCGAUGUUUCUUGCUGAGCUGAGGUAUCAGAUCUCGCCUACAAGAGAAACGCUUGAGCGCUGGGAUCGUGUGCUGACUGCGACGGCGGAUUAUAUGGCGUCAUAUGCCUGGUUCAAUCAAACUUCAGGGCGAUAUGACCUUGGCCCCCCUGCGUACGGCGUCACGGAGAAUACGCCUCCUCUAGAGACACUGAACCUAGCUUACGAGAUUGCCUACUGGCGCUAUGGUCUCGACAUAGCACAGACAUGGAAGCAGCGCCUCGGACAACCCGCACCAGCGAAAUGGACAACCGUGGCCGCGAAACUGGCCCCGCCACCACAAGCCGACGGGCUCUACGCCGUCUACGAAGGACUCAACGGCUCAUGGUGGGAGGAUCCCGACCUAGUAGAUGACCCGCGCAGCGUCAUCAUGCUCCAGGGCUUCCUGCCCGACACGCCCGCGGUCGACCCGGCCGUGGGUCUCCGCACCGCCGACAAGGUCGCAGAGAUUUGGACAGACGACAAGAUCUUUGGCUGGGGACGCCCCGUGCUAGCUCUCAACGCGGCAAGGAUUGGGAAUCCCGAACGUGCAGUGGGAUGUCUGACUGCUUAUGAUUACUGGAUUUUCGACGACGCUGGCUUCGCGCAACGUGGUGGUAAUGGUGGCACGCCGCCGCCGUUCAUGCCGGGAAAUGCGGGAUUCCUUUAUGCUGUGUCGUACAUGGCUGCCGGUUGGCAAGGCUCAGUAAGAGACACACCGGGUUUUCCACGGGAUGGCAGUUGGAUCGUAAAACACGAGGGUCUGCACAAGGCUCUAUAGUUUGUUCUACGCUGGUGUUAUGAAAAAGAUGAUAUAUAUACAUAGGAUGGUCUGAACCCCUAGACUAUUCUAGCUUCUAUGCAUGAUUCAGAUCUAAAACCAACAAUGAUGCCAAUUCUAGAA
This is a messenger RNA of Xylaria bambusicola, 2355 nucleotides long. RefSeq names its product Six-hairpin glycosidase-like protein. NCBI's taxonomy places the organism in Eukaryota, Fungi, Ascomycota, Sordariomycetes, Xylariales, Xylariaceae. Gene Ontology annotation, biological process: carbohydrate metabolic process. The transcript is spliced from 11 exons. The record is from RefSeq and is a predicted model, not a curated record. Bases 40 to 2232 code for a protein of 730 amino acids.